Messenger RNA from Lucilia cuprina (Australian sheep blowfly), 1384 nucleotides. RefSeq names its product wiskott-Aldrich syndrome protein homolog 1. Lineage: Eukaryota; Metazoa; Arthropoda; Insecta; Diptera; Calliphoridae. The transcript is spliced from 4 exons. The record is from RefSeq and is a predicted model, not a curated record. The coding region runs from base 140 to 1372 and encodes 410 amino acids.
UUCUUUUCGAUUUUUUUCCGUUUUCAACAGUUUGUCUUUAGGGAAUAAUAAUGUAUUUGUAAAUAAUAAUAACAACAACAAUAAUAAUAAUACAACAACAUCAACAACAUCCAUAAAUUCCCAAAACACUAUAAACCAUAUGAACAACAAUAGCCACAGCAACAACAGUCUAUCGUCAUCAUCGUCGUCGUCAUUGGUCACAUCAUCGAUUGCAUCUGGUGGAUCAUUGCGUAAUUUAGCACCCAAUAGAUCAACACUAUUCGGUGGUGGUCCUGGUGGCAAUAGUAGUUAUAAUAGUAAUGGUAUUAAUGAAAAUACCAACACAAUCAGUCCAUCGGCCUCAGCUUCACCCUCACCACCCACUAAAUCGCCAUUGCCAACGUUGAAACCAAAUCAUGGCAAACCAAAUUUUGCCCCCAAACCACCAGGUUUGCAAAAAUUGGCUUUGGCUAAUAAUGGUCAAAGACCGGGUGUAGCUCGUCAUCAUAGUAUGAAAUCGCCAAGAUCACCUCCUAUAAGCGCUAAUACAGAAGUGGGAGGUAUAGUAUUUCCAACACAACAGCAUUUUGGUACUAUGCGCACACCUUUCGCCCAAUCACAGGAGGCCAUUAAUUCAGGUUUACGCACAGCACCACAACCGCCCUUAGGUCGGCCUACUGUGGCUCCUCCUAAACCUCCCAGCGUUAAACCACCACCACCUCCUACACCAGCCCGCAGUACUUCCAAUUCAAAUUUAAAUCUCUCCUCUAAUUCUGUAUCAUCAUCGAAUGCCGCUGGUCCCAUAAGUGCCGUUAAUACUGCUCUCAUAUCACAGGCUAGUAUUUCAUCAUCGCCCUCAUCAACUCAACCACCCUCCACUUCUUCGUCUACGAACAGUGUUUCCGCUUUAAGAGAUCAAUUCCGUUCGGGUGUAACAUCAACACCGCCACCACCACCUCCACCAUCAACGACAACGAAAACAACGAGUAGCCCUUUAAGCAGUAACAAAUCACCGAAACCUAUAAUAUUGAAUGGUGGACCCAUCAAUGCACCACCAUUGCCACCGCACAGAACAUGUCCGGCACCACCACCACCACUUAGACAAACAAGUAAUAAUACAUCCGGUGCCCCACCAGUACCACCACAACGUUACUCCUCUAUGCGUGGCAGUGCUCCAGGUACACCACCCACUGGCAUAACUGCAGCACCCACAUUUGGUGGUAAUAACAGCAGUAGCAGUAGCAAUAAUGCUGUUAGUCGUUUAGUCAUUGAUUUGGAAGCAAAAUAUGGUAAACAUUUUCACAAUGUUACCGAAUUUCCCAAGCCACCACCAUUUGUAAAUAUUCAAAAAGUGUAUCCUAGUCGAACAGUCAAAACAGCAAAUGGUAUGUAAAUAUACAAAGAA